UGAAGCGGGGGGGAGGAGGAGGAGGGAGCUGCCGGCUGGGUGGGUGAACGCCGCACUGACGUCGAUGCUGAAUGAGAUCGUCUCUGUGCUUCCCGAAUGUCUUAGCGAAGUUAAACGGGAGAGAAAGGAAAGUUUAAAGACAGAACGACUGGUGGGAUAGCCGCCCGUGCAUGUGUUUCUUGUCGGUCAGGUCCAUGGGCAUUCAUGGCUUGUAACUUGUGGCAGCCGGAACGUUGUUAUUAAAGCGAGAGCGAGAGAGAGGGAGAAACAGGCAGAGAGAGGCGCCAUUUUGUUCCUUUUUAAAAAGAACUCUCCUCGCCCCAGUUAUUACCAGCCAGUGCGAGGGAGCGACAGAUUAUGGCGAAGAAAACCUACGAUUUACUCUUCAAGCUGCUGCUGAUUGGGGAUUCGGGCGUGGGAAAGACCUGCGUGCUUUUCAGGUUUUCCGAUGACGCCUUUAACACCACUUUUAUCUCUACUAUAGGAAUUGAUUUUAAAAUCAAAACAGUGGAACUACAUGGAAAGAAGAUCAAAUUGCAGAUAUGGGACACAGCAGGUCAAGAGCGAUUUCACACCAUUACCACUUCCUACUACCGGGGAGCAAUGGGAAUCAUGCUAGUCUAUGACAUUACAAAUGCAAAAAGCUUUGAAAACAUCAGUAAAUGGCUGAGGAACAUAGAUGAGCAUGCAAAUGAAGAUGUAGAGAGGAUGUUACUAGGCAACAAAUGUGACAUGGAAGACAAACGAGUCGUGGCGAAAUCUAAAGGGGAGCAGAUUGCCAGAGAACAUGCAAUUAGGUUUUUUGAGACGAGUGCAAAAGCUAAUAUCAACAUUGAAAAAGCAUUCCUCACAUUAGCAGAAGACAUACUUCAAAAGACUCCUGUAAAGGAACCUGACAGGGAAAAUGUAGAUAUCAGCACUACAGGUGGUGGAACAGGAUUGAAGAAAUGCUGUAGCUGAACGAUCCCUGUGGAAAUGUACUUUCUGCAUUCUAUCUAAAAUGUCCUUUCCCAUUAAAACAAAAAUCUCAUUAACCUUAGUUCUUGCAUCUUGCCUGCUUCACACACGACUUUGAAAACCUGUAUAGAAUCAUGUCUGUGACUGACUGUCUCAUUUUAAAUGUAUGUGCUCGACUCACUACAUUUGGUUGUAUUAUAGUUAAAUUCAUUAUCAAAGUAACAAUGGUUUCAACUCAUCAAAUUGUAUAAGAAUAAAAGUUAGAAUUAACAAAUUUUGUACAACAGUGGAAUUUUCUCUUAUGUAUAAUGUACUUUUUAAUUUGUACAUUUGUGCAAAAAAAAGUGAAAUUCGAGACACGUAGACUGCUUUCCUUUGUAGGAGGGAUUUGAUUUUGUCUUGUGCCUUAUUUGAAAACAGGCGUAACAGAAUGACUGCUGAGGCAGAAGACUAGUUCUCACUUGGCUCUUUUACUAUAUACUUCAAUACAAAUCCAUUAUAGCUGCCAAUGUCUAAGCAAUAUUUUAUUUUGGUGUUGAACUCCACUAUUUCUUGAUCAAUAUUUCCUAUAUGUGUACUCUUCAUUGUUACCAUAUUCCAUCAAAAAAUAAUGCACGUCAUGCUGCACUUUUACAGUGUAAUACUCCUAUAAGUGUUUUCUGUAAUUAUGGGCCACUGAUAAAAACCAGGAUAACUGUACUUUGGUAAUAAGGCAAUGGAUAACAUGUUGAUGACUUGAUAGUUCUGCAGCCUGAAACAUGUUCUCUUUCUACCAAUAAUGAAGCAUCACGUUUUCCAAGCAAUCCAGGUCUCCUUUUGGAACCAGUUUAUUGACUAUUGAAAACUUCUUGGUUCAGUUUGAUGGCCUGCACCAGUAGCUAAAUGGGACUUUUUCCAGUCACUUGAGUGACUUUUUUAUCCUCCUCCAGUUGUCCCUUUGCAUUUCUCUUUGGGUGGUGGUUUGUAAAGAGAUUUUCUUGGGAGUGUUGAAAUUGGUGUAGUUCUAUGAUACUUCUAAAAGGCUGCUUUGCAUUAAAAAUGGAUGAGCAAGUUUGCAUCAUUACUGAUUAAAUAAUGCAGUAAAAUAAUAUUUCAGACAGUGUCUGUGUUGCUGGAUUGGCCAAUGUAUUUCAAAGUUUGGAACUGAGGGGUCGUGGGGCUCUGUGUUCCUUGUAUUUAGCACAGCCCUUCGGUUGUGCAAAGUGCUUUCACCCUUUUUAAUCCUGCACUGAACAUAAGGGAAUAUACAAAGUAACCAAUGUAAUCAGUUUUUUGUUUACACUGGGCUCUUGCCUAAUAUAGUGGUGCUUAGCCUUUAUGUACAGUUCUUUGGGAUCAUUUGUAAGCCAUGUGACAACCAACAUAAUUGAAUAAAUUUCAUUAGCAGUCCAUUCCA
Hypanus sabinus (Atlantic stingray) is the source of this 2353-nucleotide messenger RNA. RefSeq names its product RAB10, member RAS oncogene family (gene rab10). Lineage: Eukaryota; Metazoa; Chordata; Chondrichthyes; Myliobatiformes; Dasyatidae. The record is from RefSeq and is a predicted model, not a curated record. The transcript is spliced from 6 exons. Gene Ontology annotation, molecular function: GTPase activity; GTP binding. Gene Ontology annotation, biological process: cellular response to insulin stimulus. Bases 358 to 960 code for a protein of 200 amino acids. Gene Ontology annotation, cellular component: insulin-responsive compartment; Golgi apparatus; recycling endosome.